AUGUUUAAAUAUAAUAUUGAUGAAUAUUCAGCAUACAUGAUAUCACAUGAUCAAAUUAGCUUAACAUUUAGGGGAUAAAUGUAAUAUUAUCAAAAAUAUUAGAACAAAGGAUAUUUAUUAAUUCAAAUUUUUAGAAUUUGACAUUUUAGAGGAAAUAUUAUUUUUAAAAUAAGAAGAAACUGCAGUUUCAUUACCUUGGGCUAAAACAUUAAUUAUUAAUUUUUGGAAUGUUCCAAAAGAGAAUUAUACAUUAUUUAAUUUAUAUGGAGGCAUGAAAAUCCUAUUUGAUAUGGAAAUUAUCAAAGAUCUUCAAGAAGUUCAAUUUAAGUUCUUUUCAAAUGAAUAGAUUUAAGCAUUAAUAAAAUUAAAAUGGAUAUAAUCUGACAAUACCAAUUACUUUUAUUUCGAAAUACAAGAGGAAGUAUGUAUUUAUUGUGAAUAAUUUUAGAAUUAGUAUGAAUUAACUUUAUAAUGGAGAGAUCUUAUUUAAGAUGCUGAAUGUUCUAGUUAGGAAUUAGAGAGACAAUUAUUAAGGAAGAACCUUCCAAAAUUAUUAAAUAAAAUAGGAGAUUAUAGGUAAAAGGAAAUGUUGAUUAUUUGUUAGUAACAUUUAUGAUUAAUAGGAGUUAUUUGAAAUAAUAUUGGAAAAUCAGUACGAUAGUAUUUAUGUAUAUUUUCCAUCAAUAAUAAAAUUAAAAAUUCAUGCAAAAAUAUUUGAAGAGAGCGAAGAAUAAUUUAGAUCAGUAGAAUUGUUUAUUCAUAAUUAAUGGUUUAAAGAAAGAUCAGAUAAUUUAAUAGCUUAAUUUGAAAUACUACAUAGUCAGAUUUAAAGAUCAAUGAGUGAUUAUAAUGAUGAAAUAAUAUUAGAUUAUGCAUUGAUUUAUGAUGAAGAGUAAAUAAAUUGUUCAUAAUUAAUGAGUAAGAUUAAUUCAUUGAUAAUAAAAAUCUUAUUAACAAAUAAUAGAAGAAUCUAAACUAUAUUAUUAUCAUUGAUGCCAUUGGAAAUACAUUUUGAAUUAGAUAUUAAGAAAUAAGAGUUAAAUUUAGAUAUCAAUUUACAUCAUGAAGAUCCUUAAGACAUAUAUUAGGAAGGAUUAAUUAUUUUAUUAUAGACAAUAACAACAUGUAAAUUGUUUUAAUCUUUGAAAGUGGAUAUUCAAUAAGAGGAUGAUUCAAAUAAUAUAAAAUUUUUACUUUUUUCUUUUGUAAUGAUGAUUCAUGAACUUUAAUAAACUUUAUAAAACAAAGGAACAUUUACAUAUAAUAAUUAUUCUUUGAUUCCAAGAUACAAUUCAGUUUGUUCUAAAGGUGUGAUGAAUUAUUUAAUCUCAGAAAGAAAGUAUAGAUUAAUAAUAAUAUUUAAGAUCUAUUUAUUAGAUUUCUGAGAAAGAUUAUUUAGAUAUUUAGAGAGAGAUGGGAUGUUUUGUUUAAUAUAUAAGUCAUUAUGCAAAGGAAAGUAAUUCAAUAUUGAUUUCGUGUGAUUUAUUUGAAUUAAGUAAUUCUAGUAAAUAGUUUUAUGAUUAAUUGACUUAUUAAUUAAUAAAAUAGAUGGGAUUAUUAGAAUUUGGGAUAUUGGAUAGUGAGAAUAGAGAUUAGAAAUAUUAUGAAAAAGUAAUUGAAUAAUUAUUAUUACCAUUGAUAAAAUAUUUUAGAUAUAAGAAGAGAAUAUUAACAAGUUUAUUGAUAAUAAAUAAAAUAUAUGUAGGUAGAAUAAGAUGGGAAAGUAUAAAAGAAAUAAUAAAUUAUUUGCCAAAUGAAUAUGAAUGUUUAAUAAAAAAAUAAAAUUGA
This is a messenger RNA of Paramecium sonneborni, 1788 nucleotides long. Lineage: Eukaryota; Ciliophora; Oligohymenophorea; Peniculida; Parameciidae. The record is from the annotation of a GenBank genome assembly.